AUGAGAGAAUAUGUUGCGUUCCGUAUUCAACAAUGUCAAAAUGAAGGCCGUACUUUACUCUAUUCAGGAAAGCUGUUUCAAACAUACAUCGUCGAUCUUCUAACAUGCAUUGAGGAGGACAGACUACAUUGGGUGAGACAAAAUCAGAUCAAGAUCAGAGCAGAGCUAUAUUGUGGAAUCAAAGAUGCAGUUUACAAAGGUGACACCCAAGGUUCUCAAGUAGGUCAAAGAAUAGUCCUACCACCUUCUUUCACAGGAGGUACGCGCUACAUGAAUCAAAACUAUAUGGAUGCAAUAGAUCUUUGUCGAGCAAUGGGAAAUCCAUAUCUUUUUAUAAUAACGACAGCCAAUCCCAAAUGGGAAGAGGUUAAAGCCACAUUAAACGAAGUUGGUGAACAACGGCCAGAUGAAAGGCCAAAUCUUGUGGCUAGAGAUUUUAAGAUAAAACUUGAACUAAUGAUGGAAGAUCUACAGAAACAAAAUCAUUUUGGAAAAUGUAAUGGAUUUGUUAAGGUUAUUGGUCUGUUGCCAAGGUUAUUGUUCAAUUGUGACAUGUGGCCUACAAAAGGCAAAGACCAUAUCUUAGUUGCGGCCUACUUCAAGCUUCACUGCUUACUACGAGUUCUUGCAUACAUUGGUGCAGCAUAUGGGACGAAGGCACUGGGAGGUACUCCACGCAGCGUGGCUGACAAUGAUAUUAAGAGGGAAGUCCCUCAACCGCGAUCAGCGGAAGUCCCUCUACUAGAAACUGACAUAUUUUUUGAGGACUAA
This is a messenger RNA of Asparagus officinalis (garden asparagus), 771 nucleotides long. RefSeq lists its product as uncharacterized. Bases 1 to 771 code for a protein of 256 amino acids. NCBI's taxonomy places the organism in Eukaryota, Viridiplantae, Streptophyta, Magnoliopsida, Asparagales, Asparagaceae. The transcript is spliced from 4 exons. The record is from RefSeq and is a predicted model, not a curated record.